Molecule: messenger RNA, 8731 nt
Organism: Scophthalmus maximus (turbot)
Lineage: Eukaryota; Metazoa; Chordata; Actinopteri; Pleuronectiformes; Scophthalmidae
Gene: ltbp1
Product: latent transforming growth factor beta binding protein 1
Exons: 32
Coding region: 570-5471 (1633 amino acids)
Molecular function (GO): calcium ion binding
Source: RefSeq, a predicted model, not a curated record
GUCUGGAGGCGGGCCCGCCCCCUCGCUGGCUCGCGCCGCCGCUGACACCGUUUCACCUCCAGCGGAGAAAAAACUUUCCCGGAGUUUCUGAGGCUCCGACCGCGGAGCGACACACUCGACCCACCGGCCGGAGGAGGAGGACGACGACGCAGCCGCGGCAGCCCGGAGACUCUACCGGAGAAAACAAGACCCACUUCUCCCGCUUCUUCCUCUUCUUCUUCUUCUUCUUCUUCUCCAGCCCGAGGAAGGUUUUUAAUUCCCCUCUUCUUUCUUUUUGUUGUUGUUUGUUUUUCUUCUCCGUGACAGUUUCUUCUCUCACUUGUCCCACGCGCCUCUCUCGGGGGGUCCCGGCGGCUCAUCACUGUGGGGGUCGGAGGUCGACACCUUUUGGCGAAUUAUGUUCAGGAAUACUGAAGUCGUUGCUCCUCUCAAGAAGUGAAAGAUUCUUUUUUUUUUUUUUCUUUGACGGAGACGAAAUUAACCUGGACACCCCCUCCUCCUCCUCCUCCUCCUCUUCCUCCUCCUCUUCCUCACUCACUCCCCAACUUCCCUCUCUGCUCGGGGUCGAUAUGGCCUGGAUCAGACUGGGCCUCUUCUUGUCCGUCAGUUUGCUGCUGUCUCCGGUGUGUGUGUCCGCCGAGCAGCAGCAGCAGCAGCAGCGGGGCGGCUUCAGGAGGCUGUACGUGCUCCAGCCCGGGCCGGGGCCGCGACCGGGGCCGGGGCCGGGGCCGGCCGGGGCGGGCGGCGCGCUGAGAGUCAGCUCCAUCUCGACGCGUCACGGCGCGGCGGGGCGGCCGCACGCGUACAACGUGGAGCUCACGGCCAACCUCGGCGGCCCGGUCCGGACCCGCAGGAUGGGGAACCAGGCGGCUCCGGUGCCGCCGUUCAGUCCGCAGCAGCAGCAGCAGCAGCAGCAGCAGGCGGCGGUGCUGCAGGAGCAGAGCCAGCAACAGAAGCAGCUCAUGAAGCUGCCGGGGGUGAACGUCUGCGGAGGGCAGUGCUGUCAUGGAUGGAGUCAAGCUCAGGGGUCGCAGCGGUGCAUAAAGCCCAACUGCAGCCCCCAGUGCCAGAACGGAGGAAUGUGCCUGAGGCCUCAGCUCUGUGUCUGUAAGCCUGGCUCAAAGGGGAAGGCAUGUGAACAGAAGACAGUGUCCGCACACCCCUUUCCGGCACAGCCCGCGCAUGAACCCACCAACGGGCACAACACCGGUCACACGAAUGGACACACGACCGGUCAUACAAAUGGAUACAAUGUAGUGCCACAGCGGCCCAUACCCCAGCAAGGGGUCCCUCCCAAUGGGUACGCUUCUGCCCCCUCACCAGCGAGCAACAUGGCUCAGAUGAAACUAACUGUGAAGCCGUACCAACAACUGGUGCGACCACAUUACAUCCAGCAACACAUCCAACAGCAGAUCCGCCCGGUGCCCAUCCACCCAGCUCAGAACCAGCAGUAUGUUUUGAAGCCCAAAUACUACCACACACACACCACGCACACACAGACGCACGUUCAGUCCCAACCAGAGAGGCCAAUCCCCCUGAGAGUGGGACACAACCCCUUCCAUGCAGUCGGCAACCACACAGGAAGGAUCAAGGUGGUCUUCACACCCACCAUCUGCAAGUUAACCUGCAUUGGAGGCAGAUGUCACAACAACUGUGAGCUUGGAAACACCACCACCAUCAUCAGUGAGAAUGGCCGUGCCACCGACACCCUGACAGCACCCAACUUCCGAGUAGUGGUUUGUCACCUUCCGUGUAUGAAUGGCGGCAAGUGCAGCACCAGGGACAAGUGUCAAUGCCCUCCCAACUUUACUGGAAAGUUCUGCCAGAUGCCAGUUCAGAACGGACACCAGCAUCACCAGCAGCACCAACAGCACCAGCAGCACCAGCAGCACCAGCAGCACCAACAGCACCAGCAGCACCAGCAGCACCAACAGCACCAGCAGCACCAGCAGCACCAGCAGACGGCCGGAGGGUUCAGCCAGACUCAGGUCCACUCCACUCACACAUUGCCCCUGACCUACAGCAACGGCCAGAGCACUGUAUUCAGCCCCAGCGUCGUCAACAUCCACAUCAAACAUCCUCCGGAGGCCUCGGUCCAGGUCCACCGGGUGUCUCACCUGGACAACUACCAAAACAACGGAAACCAGCUCAAAGGUUCCCAGUCCAGCUCCUCGUCGUCCACCAGCUACACCUACCACCACACAGACAGCAGCCAGAAGGUCCAGCACCACGGCUACAACAUAGUCUAUCCCAACCAGCACGACUACCAGGUUCCUCAGUACCAGCCCGUCGCCUCCAAGAACACGUUGGGCCGCUGCUUCCAGGAGACCACAGGCAGCCAGUGUGGGAAGGUUCUGCCAGGCCUCACUAAGCAGGAGCAGUGCUGUGGAACCAUCGGGACGUCCUGGGGUUUCCACAAAUGCCAGAAAUGUCCAAAGAAACCCUCUAUCCCUCUGAUAGACUGUCCUCAGGGCUACAAGAGAAUCAACAGCUCUCAUUGCCAAGAUUUCGAUGAGUGCCAGCUCCAGGGAGCGUGUCCCAAUGGAAACUGUCUGAACACCGUGGGCAGCUACAGGUGCAUGUGCAAACCCGGCUAUGUCCCCGACCCCACACUCACCACAUGCAUAUCCGACACACCUGCCGUCCAAGAGGAGAAAGGGCCUUGCUUCCGUUUGGUCAGCUCAGGGAGACAGUGUUUGCACCCAGUGUCUGCCCAGCUGAGCAAGCAGCUCUGCUGCUGCAGUGUGGGCAAAGCCUGGGGCCCUCAUUGCGACAAAUGCCCCCCUCCAGGAACAGCUAAGUUCAAAGAGAUCUGUCCUGGUGGAAUGGGCUACACUGUUCUACCAAAUCCACCGGUCAAUAAGCCGGUCACCGUUCACCAGCAGCCCAUCGACCUGCUCCCCCCACAACCCCUGCCAACGCCAGAGAGACCAGUGGAGGCUUUUGGGAAACCAGAGGAGAUAAUACCAGUAGCAACAAUCGCACCAGAUCAGGAGCUGAUAGUUCCCGCGUUUAGCGAUAGGCCGGUAGUUGAGCCCAUCCUGCCGCAGCUAUCCCCGGGUGUGUCCACUGUCAAGAUGGAGGCAGCCUACCCAGAGGUUGUCGAGAGGACUUCUCCACCUGUACCCGUGGUGAUCCACCCAUCCAAUGCAGGCCAGGACAUCGCCCCGACCAAGUCAACUGAGGUUGUCGAGAGGACUUCUCCACCUGUACCCGUGGUGAUCCACCCAUCCAAUGCAGGCCAGGACAUCGCCCCCACCAAGUCAACUGAGGUGGACGAGUGCCAGAUCAACCCUAACAUUUGUGGCCAGGGGAUUUGUUACAACACUGCUGAGGGCUACACCUGCCACUGUGAUGAAGGAUACCCCCUGGAUGAUUCCCAGACCACCUGUGUAGAUUUAGACGAGUGUUCGGAGACACCAUCUUUGUGCGUCGGCGGCCUCUGCAGGAACACGGAGGGCAGUUUCCUGUGUGUGUGUCCGACGGGAUUCCUCGUUGACGAAGAGGGAACCAGUUGUGUUGAUAUCGAUGAAUGUAUAAACAGAACAGUGUGUCCCUCUGGCAUCUGCCUCAACGUGCCAGGGAGUUACAACUGUGCCUCGUGUCCAAAUGGCUUCUUGGCCCAGGGAGGCCAGUGUGUAGAUAUCGAUGAGUGCCAGGAUGAGCGGGUCUGUACCAGAGGCCACUGCCUGAACACUGAGGGCUCCUUCAUCUGUGAGUGUGGACCAGGCUUCAGAGGGUCAGCGACUGGACACGAGUGUGACGAUGUGGAUGAGUGUGUAGAGGAAGCAGGGCCCUGUGAGCCUGUGGGGGAGUGUGUGAACAGCAUGGGCUCCUACACCUGCACCUGCCCACAGGGAUACCAGCAGAUCAACGGCACCAGCUGCAGAGAUGUCGACGAGUGCAUGGAUGAGCAGGAGCUCUGUUCCCCCAACGGCGAGUGUCUCAACACAGAAGGAUCCUAUCUGUGUGUGUGCGAGAGCGGAUUCACUACCAACCUCGACACGCCCUCCUGUGAUGAUAUCGAUGAGUGUGGCCUCAACGAGACGCUGUGUGGCCCUCACGGCUUCUGUGAGAACAGACUGGGCUCCUACCGGUGCCUCUGUGACCAGGGUUACCAGGAGUCCCUGGACGGUCAAGCCUGUGAGGAUGUGAAUGAGUGUGAGCUGCUGAGCAGUGUGUGUGGAGAAGCUCAGUGUGUGAACAUGGACGGUUCCUUCCUCUGCAUGUGUCCCAGCGGCCAGGACUAUAACGUCAUGGUCGCCAAGUGUGAGCCUGUUCCCACAGUGUCGUCGGUGGAGCGUAAGGAGUGCUACUAUCAACUGAGUGACGAGAACCUGUGUGAGAGUGUGCUGACCAGCCACGUCACCCUGCAGGAGUGCUGCUGCACGCUCGGAGCGGGCUGGGGUGACAACUGUGAGGUGCAUCCCUGCCCUGUCAAUGGCACAGACCAGUUUAACCAGAUGUGUCCAUCUGGACGAGGUUUGAUCCCCAGUGAAGAUUUGCUGUACGGAGUACCCACUGAUGACAGCUACAAAGAUGCUGAUGAGUGUACACUGUUUGGCGAGGAGGUGUGUAAAGGAGGCUUCUGUCUGGAUACCGUGGGCAGCUACGAGUGUUACUGCAAGACCGGACAGGACUACGACUCUGCCAGACUGGAGUGCAGAGACAUCAAUGAGUGUCUGGACGAGUCUGUGUGUGUCGGUGGACAGUGUCUGAACACUGAGGGCUCAUACAUGUGUUUCUGUACACAUCCCAUGGUGUUGGACCCCGACAGUAACCGCUGCGUCUUCAUUCCCGAGGUGGCAGAGCAACACGAGACAGAGCAGAUAGACUACCAGGGGAUCUGCUGGCAGAUGGUGACACAGACCAUGACGUGCACGCAGCCGUUCGGCCUCAACAGGAAGACCACGUACACCGAGUGCUGCUGUCUGUACGGAGAGGCCUGGGGCAUGGACUGUGCCCUGUGUCCGCCGCGAAACACCGAGGAUUAUGCAUCCAUGUGUAACCUGCCUCUGGGUGGCGGGCGGCGUCCGUACGGCCAUGACGCCCUCACCGCCGGCCCCGUCCAUGAAUACGAAGUGGGCCCAGACUAUUCUCCAUCACCUGAGCAGGAUGCUGCGCUGCCUUUCUAUGAGAACCAGGAGCCUCCGUACAAGGCGUUUGAGGGCUUGCGAGCAGAGGAGUGCGGGAUACUGAACGGCUGUGAGAACGGUCGGUGUGUCCGGGUCCAGGAGGGCUACACCUGCGACUGCUUCGAUGGCUACACCUUGGACUUGUCCCGCAUGGCCUGCGUCGAUGUGAACGAGUGUUCAGAACUGAACAAUCGGAUGUCGCUGUGUAAAAACGCCAAGUGCAUCAACACGGUGGGCUCCUAUCAGUGCGUAUGUCUGCCGGGGUUCACUGCCUCCGACAGACCCAACUACUGUGUGGAGGUCGCAGCGCGCCACGCAUCAACACGCACACAGUGAGCGCGGACGAUAGGUGGCGACGAGAGACACAAAACCACACGCACAAGCUUGUAUUACUAUACUUGUGAGGACGUCCACUGGCUACAUCCGGUCAAUGCCAAAGCCUGAACUCCAACCAUUAAGUUCGACUCCCCGGGUUUGGUCAGUGUCCAGCAGCGCUCCUCAAUCCCCAAACACUUCGUAGCUCAUCAUCAGCAGUGACCUGCAGGAACAUUUGAGAUGUGGGGGCGUCAUAUAACAAAAAUAGGGAGCGGACCACAUUUUGUAACUAUUAGAAUCUAUUUAUAGUCUUUGUCCAACCUCCCAAACACAAGCCCCUUCAAUUAACCUUAACCUGAUUCCAUAAUUUAAAAUGAAUCCAAAUACAGAUCUGUUGUUACCAGUGUCAUUGUCAUGUCUACUCCCUGCCUUCCACUUCUGCUCUACAUCAGAAUGCAUGUUUUUUUUCUGUUGGAAUAUAUUUGUUAUACUUUUUUAUUUUCAGUGGUUUUUCCAAUAAAAACAAAAAUCCCGCCUAAAUAAUAUAGAAAUACUUCCAAUGUUAAGGCCCAAUUUUUUUUAAAGGCCGCUAGAGUAAUUAAGCUUUUCUUCAACGCCACAGUAAACACGGUAACUUUGCUAUAGCUCUUUUUUUCUACCGCGUUAAAAGAAUUAUUCUGCAUUUUGGAAUACGAUUACUUGAUUGUUAUUGAAGGUUACUGACUAUCAAGAAACCAAAAAAAGCUGUACCUUAGUAAUGCGUCAUCAAGUCAACAUGUCUGCUGUCUCGGACAAGUUUCUUUCCCGGGCUCCACUUCAGACUUCACACACAAAUAACUCUUUGGGCUCUGGGAAAAGUUUUACAACCAUAAAACCUUCAUGGAUGAUAAAUUCCCUGCAUACAGAAACAAAUAUUUACCUUGUUCGCUGUUUGAGGCUUCCUGUCAAGUUCUAUAAUGGCUGUUUUGAGUUAAAGUAAUUUUUAUUGCAGUACCACGAGCGGCCACUGGGAUAAAAGUCGCGCCCUGUUUGGUAGAUUGUGCCGUGUCCUGCUCCCUUUAUACAUCCAGGGGAGUUUAUGCUGCCUUCAAAUGUAACUUGUGAGCUUGUGGUUACGUCGAGAACACCGCUGCUCGGCCACAUGGACGCUGAUACUAACAAUAGUUUGGCAUCUCAGAAGCUAAGAGAAGCGAACAGUUUAGCUAGCUAGCAGUCAGGUGAGGUAAUGCAGGAAACACAAAGACAUGACGGGGUAAAGGCGAGGCUGUUGGAAAUAUCAACAGUUUAUGUCAUUUUAAAAAACAUCAACUAUAAGACUAAAAUUGCAAUAUAUAAAAAUAUAUAUGAUCAAAGAGAAAAGAACUUCCUUGACCUCCACCGUUUCUGAAAACGUUAGCAAACAUGUCGCAACGCGUGAACUUUGAUCGUUCCCAAAGUCCGAGGUUGUGAAUACGGAUGCCUCUUGUGAACAUGCGGUAAACGCGGGCCCACUUGACGGCAGCGCUAUUUUGUAAAAGUGGUGCACAUGCCAUGGACAUCGUCACUCCGUCCAAUGUCACCGAGAAAGUCACGGCGGCUGUGAUUAGCAUGCUUAAAUGCGAAUAUAAAGCAGCCGGGGCUGCAGGAAUGUCGCAGGCGUUUACUACCUAACCAAAGUUUCUGGACAAAUUCAUAGUUUUAUUGAAGAUUGUGCGACAGAGGAGGAGUCACACGGAUCGACGUAGUUGCUACAGUCCGUGCUGAGAGGGAACAUUUCUUGAUUUUUUUUUCUUGAUUUUGAAAUCCAAAGUAAGUUGGAGCAAAGUGUUGGACUGAGCCACAAGCAGCACGCUCAACGUUAACGCCGCGCCACCCGGCUCCAGGGCCGCCGCUUUAAAAGAAUCCCAUGACUCUUCCUGAGUAACUUACCACUUCCCAACUCAUUUGAAUGUCCUUGUUGUUGUUUUUUCUCUUUUUCCUAGUCUUUUUCAUUUUGAUGUUGCCGAGUAUAAAGCUGAGAUGUAAAUGCUGAGAUGAAGCUGAACCUGAAGUUUGACCUAAACCAAAGCUGCUUUCAGACAUGCGCUGAAGUCCAGACCUUUUCCAGAACUUUUCCAGAGGGGCUGUAUGUCAAAACGCAAACGUUGCUCUGGACUUUUUCCAGAACUUUCUUCUGCCAGCCCCCUGGUCAAAUUUCCGGAAACUCCCCAAGGGACAAUAAAGCAGGAAAAUCUCCGGGAAACUCAAAGACAAAAACUCUGCUUUCCGAUGUCCUGCCUCCUGCGUUCUCUACCCCGAUGUUCCAGAAAUGUGCCCGCCGCGUUCACCGUGUGUGAAAGGCACAUAGGAUGAACGCGGCGGGCACAUUUCUGGACAUUUUCCGGCGUUCAUGUCUGAAAACAGCUCUAUUGACGACCUUAGAGAGGUGUGGGUCUUCAAGCAGAGCUGUAUCACCGAGGGGACAAUCGUUCCUUAAAAGUAUAGAAAUACAAGACACACACACACACACACACACACACACACACUUAUUUAAUCAAAGCCCAUAUAUUCUGCACUGUAUAAAAUACACACUACAUGAAACAGUCAUUUACUUGAGAUGAAGAUUCAACUUAAUCUACUAUUUGGUGUCGACCUUAUGUUGGGGAUAGAAACACAGAAUUGUAUAAAAUGUAUGUUUUGUCCUUUGCUUUUUUCUGAGGUUUUUUUUUGUUCUCAUUUUUGUUUUAGAGUGGACAUGUGCGUGCCACAAAAGGCCGUUUUUUGCUCAUUUUAACGAAUUGACAAACCCUAUGGACUUUUGCUGGGUGAUCCAGUCUUAUUUUGUGCCCAGUCAAACCGAUUGUGGAUAUUUAAUUCUGUGAAGAGGCCAGCUGCUCGCUCCUCCUCUUCCUCCUUCGCCAUCCCUCUGUCUGCCAUAAAGAAAAGUCUGUUACCACGCGACACUACGUUUGUAAAAUACAGUCCUGAGUCUACUUGUUGUUUCAUGUUUCUUACAAAGAGCUAAAAGACUGUUUUUGUUUCCUGGUUUUUCGUUCCCUUCCUGUGUGUUGACAUGACUGAAAUGAAUUUUCUUGUUUUACGUUGUCAUACUUCUCUUAACUACGUUUCACUGCCAAGUCUUGCCGGGUGGUGGCAAAGCUGCUAUGGGACGGCGACGGGAGAGAAGAAACUUGUGUACAUUUAAACAAAGGAGUGGAGAACACAGCUGGUGUAUUUGUAAUUUGUACAUGGAUAAAUAGCUUUUUUUUCUAUGAAUUCAUAACACAAUGUACAUUAAACCCCUUGGUAUUAAACCCCAAAAA